Molecule: messenger RNA, 1645 nt
Organism: Ciona intestinalis (vase tunicate)
Lineage: Eukaryota; Metazoa; Chordata; Ascidiacea; Phlebobranchia; Cionidae
Source: RefSeq, a predicted model, not a curated record
UACAUACGUAGCUUAGGGUCUUUGUUGUCACACUUUUGCUGUGAUUUAAAGCUUGUAUCAUCUGCUUAGUAAAAGGCCUGAACUUAAAAUGUAAACUCAAAAACAAAAAAAUGAGAACAGCCAUAAAAGGAACCAUCUUCUGUUUUGGAAUCUUUUCUAUUGCAAUGACAUUUUUAAACUUCCGGUUUCAAAAAGGUCCACACAGGUUACCAAAUCGCAUGCAUACUGACCAAAACAGUGUUGCUGAGAGAACAGAAUAUACUACUGUGGAAGAAAUAACAGAAACAACAACAAAAACAACAACCACAACUACAAUACCAAAAACAACAACGACUACAACACCAAAAAUAGCAACAACAACAAUAACAGACAAACUAUUACCAGAUGAAACAAGAAAAUAUUAUGCAUUGGAACCUUGGAAAGUUAAAUUGAAUAUAAAUGUGUCAAACAACGAUCCAGAUACAACGUGGCGGAUGGUUACGUUUGUAAAAUCAACCGCCACGAGGCAUAAAGAACGAGAACUGAUCCGCCGCACGUGGGCGUCAAUAAGCUUAGUAAGUGGAACUAGGUUCGAGACCAUUUUCGUGAUAGGGGAAGCACCUUCGGAAACCGCUAAAGCGUUAAUAAAAGAAGAGAGCGAGCGAUAUGGGGAUAUUCUUCAUUUUAAUGGCCCGGACAAUUAUACACAUAUUUGUUCAAAAACUUUAUCGGGCAUGAAGUGGGCUAAAGAAAAUCUCUCGCCGGAAACUUUCUACACGUCAUCAGACGAUGACGUCACAGUAGACCUCGCGGAAGUGAUACAGAACAUCGAAACCAACAUAGAGAAAGCCUCUAGUGAAAAAUGGCCAGAGUUUCCUAUUCUAUGCGGCUAUCUGAAAGGGAAGACGGACCCGCCGCAUAGAGAUAAAAACGACAAGUGGUAUAUACCGUCCUCUAUUUAUAAAUGGACAGUUUUCCCGCAAUUUUGCUUCGGCGCCUACUAUACCACUUCCGUGAGUGUAGUGAGUCAGCUGUAUACGGAAGCACUAACUAGUAAGGUGCUGGGGCAUUUGGACGACGUGUGGCUUACUGGGGUGGUACGCGAAAGAAUAGGCAUGCCUGAUACUAUGGUGAUAGCGCCCCAAACUUUCUAUGUAAAACAUAGACCAAGCUCGUUCGACAAUGAAUGGAAAAAAGCCAUUGCAAAGUUAAGGGAAAGGUCUAAGGAUAUUCAGUAUCAUUGAGCUUAAUGUAAUAGCACUGAUACGUAGUUUUAUUACCUUUAUUUGUUUGUUAGAUUAAGGUAGCGAAGAUCCACAAAUGCUUGAAACGAAAAGACAAAUUACAGCGAUAAAACAACAGUUGUUAAAACACGCUUAUAGUUAAAAUAUAUUUUAGUUUAAUUUGAAGAAAAUAAGCGUCGCUACACCCAGAAAAUAUGUAGUUUUUUUAUCUACAUGAAUACACUGUGUAUGAAGGAAUCAAUAGAUGAAUGAAACUUGUUUAUCCUCCCUUGGCGGGACAACGGCUCUAUAGGAAAUUAUUUUGUUUCUUAAUGUGUCGCUGUCAACUUAGAAUGGGAUUAUGUAUGUAAUUUAUAGUUUGUGACACAAUACAUUUUAUACAAGUUACGCAAAUACAUAAUAUGUAUCUACAUACAAAAAAC